Molecule: messenger RNA, 3102 nt
Organism: Ooceraea biroi (clonal raider ant)
Lineage: Eukaryota; Metazoa; Arthropoda; Insecta; Hymenoptera; Formicidae
Biological process (GO): cellular response to tumor necrosis factor
Cellular component (GO): cytosol
Molecular function (GO): NF-kappaB binding
Source: RefSeq, a predicted model, not a curated record
UACCAUUUCCACCAUCUCCUAAUGAUGUGGGACGAGAGGAACAGGGAUGUCCCGGUUCGUAGGACAGAUUGCAUAAAAUUCGAGUAUUUCUCGUUGCUGCUCGUAUGUGUGUGUAAUGGCGAGUGAUUUUUGUGAUUGAAUUUGUUGAAUUUUGACGCGGGAAUGGUAUCCCAAUACAUAUGAGUGAUCGGUUAUACCUGAGGGGCUUCACCGGGACAUCGCACGAAGUGUGGCGCGAAAUAAAUUUUAUAGCUAAAGAUUUGAAGACUGGCUAUAAAUGGACGUACCAGAGGAACCGAUUCCAGCAAAGAGGAGAUGUAUCUCGAGAAAUGAGGAUAACAUGCAACUGAUCCAAUGUGUACGAGAAUUCCAAUUACCACAACAGUUCCCCAGUGUAAUGAAGCAAACCAUGAACACCGUCGUCACGGAUGAGAGAAAUGAAAGAAGUAGGGUAAAUAUUGAAAAUUCCCUCGCACCAUCGUUGAUAAUCCCCGUAACUACGAAAAUAUCUAGUAUGCAAAAUACAAUUCCAUUCAAGUUGCGGAAAUUGAGAAUCUUAGCCCUUGACGGGCGCGACUUGGGCGAAUUUAAUGUAGAAUUGCGGGUAGAUGAUCUAUCAAACAGACAUAAAAUUAUAAUUACCAAAUCGUGUAAAUUUAAGCCUACGAAGAAACAAGUAACAAUUGCUCUACCCUCACAUCCUACAUCAAGCAGAAUAUUUCCACAAAUAUGCAAAGAGGAUAUUGUAAAGAGGCCAAAAUGUAAUUUAAUAGGCAAGACACGUUGUGAUAACAUUUCUGAAGCAAAUAAACUUCAAAUAUUGCAACAGCAAAAACAACAAAAGCAAGAACAUAUUUUACCGAUACAAGGAAUCGUAAUGCAUGUUCAAGAUGCAAGAGCUAGUAAGCAAGUUUCUAAUAAUAGUUUCAAUAAAGUAUUAUCAGUUUCAGGAAAUGGUGCAAUUCCAAAAACCUUUAUGUGUCAGGCUGCUGUUAGCAAUGAUCGCAAUGUAGUUUAUAAUUUAAUGAAUAAUGCACAAAAUAGUUUGAAAAUUCAAGAAAUAAAAACUGAAAACAAUAAAUCUUUUAAAGGCACAAAUAUAUCAGUGUCUGACAAUUACGAUUCAUUAUUCCCUGUAGUAGGCGAUAAAAAUUUCACUAGUCAAUAUAGUGAUAAUAAUUACUCAAGAAUGUCUGCAUAUUCUAAAGGAAAAUGUAUUGCUACUAUAAAAAAUACAAAAGGUGGUAAGAUAGUUACGUCUCUGUCUGCAGUAAAGAGUAAAGAGUGCAGUAAAAUCAACAAAGACUGCACUGUAGAUCAUUUAGAUAGUAAUAACAGAAACAGUCUUAAUUAUCAGGGAGUUUCCAGUAACAAAAAUAAUUUGCUUCACGAUAAACCCAACAUAGCAUCCAAAAAUAAUCAAGUACAUGAGAUAAAACUACAGGAAAAUGUUAUGACAGUUAUACCUAAUAGUGAAAAUUGUUUACAUAAGCCAAAUAUGGCUUUGAUACAAGAUUGUAAUGUAACUACAUCGUCAGUAAUUAAUAAAACUGCAACCUAUGUAAAUCAUAGUAAAAUUACAUGUAGUAGGGUGUAUGAUAAUACCCAAAGUAAACAGGUCUUGAAGAAAACACGUGAGAAUGACAAUACUUGUCAACGAGAUGCAUUAUCCAACUGUGCAGCUGCGCAGUACACUCCGCAUUUACAAAAAGCUGCAGAUAAUAGUGCAAACGUUCAAUUGAACUUACAAAGAAAUGAAAACGGUGUUCAAGAUUUGCCCCAGAAAGAUUUACUUAAGCAAUUGGAAAUUAUUAAGAAAGCAAUGGAUAGUGUAAAAGACAAUGAGUUACGAGAGCUCGCGCUACAAGCCUUAGCAGAUUGUGGAAUCGGAAUUGAGAGGUACGUCCCAAUACAACCACAAAAAUAUAAAACUGUACACGACACACAAAUGCAGACUACAAUCUUCAGUCUACUGGAUCCUAAAUGUUUUAUAUCGAUAAAUAAAGAUAUAGAAAGUAUUCAUAGGAUAAAACACAUUACUCUUCACGACGUUGAUGACAAUUCAUUCAAAUUGCCAAAUAAUGUAACUCACACUCAUAAUAAUUCAGUAUCUAAAAGUCCUGAUGUGAUCGAGCAAGAGAAGGAAAACGAUUUUGAUAUAGAUAAUUUUAUUAAUCAAAUCUGCGAGGAGAAUUCAAUUUUGAAGAUGAAAGACACCCUAAAACCCUCAAGAACGAACGCGAAAUGUGUGAGAAUUAUAGGACAACUGGAAAGGGACUUCGAACGCGCCAAACAACACGAUGAAAACGGCAGAUUGAGCAUACACAAUGCUGUGUUGAGCAAUAACAUCUAUCUUGUUCAGAGACAAUUAAUAGUCCUUAAACUACGCAAGGAAAACGUCGAUAUACCGACUGAAAAUGGAGAGACAAGUUUAGAGUUGGCAAUCAAAUAUGACAUAUGCAGCGAAAUCGUGAAAGUUUUGCUGGAAGCUGGAGCGCAACCGGUGCUUCCGAAACACACGCACGAGUCAGCAGUGAUUAUAGCCAGUAAACAGUCAUCACCACUACUGCCAAUGCUCAUUAGCCAGGUCUCGAAUUCAAAAUUGCUAGAUCAAAUAGAUUCAGAAGGUUUUGCUGCGUUACAUUACUGCAGCAUGCACAAUAAUUUGCAAGGAGCUAAGGCGCUUUUAUCAGCUGGUGUAACUAUAGAUUUGAAGGACAUGAAAUCAGGACGGACUGCUUUGUUUCAUGCCGUGGACAACUCUCAUAUAUCGGUAGCUCAAGCGUUGUUACAGGCUGGUGCUAUUGCAAAUGUUCCAAAUUUUGCGGGACAAACACCUCUGUUAGUGACCGAAAAAUUCUUACAAAACAAUUUUGGAAAAGAAACUUAAUUAAUUUUAUACUUAUAACUUACAAAUUAAAUUGUAAAUAGUAAACAAGCCUGUGGAGUAACGAUCCGUUUAUUAUCGAAGACUGGCCCACAGAAUGUUAAGCAGCUUGUUCACAUCUUUUACGUAACGGAGUCUGUGUACCCUGCAGCACACAGAAGCAUGCAGAAGUUUCUGCAUUAAUAUAGCAAAAUCAAUAAAGUUUACUAUAUUAA